Stereum hirsutum FP-91666 SS1 is the source of this 1734-nucleotide messenger RNA. RefSeq lists its product as uncharacterized. The transcript is spliced from 11 exons. The record is from RefSeq and is a predicted model, not a curated record. NCBI's taxonomy places the organism in Eukaryota, Fungi, Basidiomycota, Agaricomycetes, Russulales, Stereaceae. The coding region runs from base 114 to 731 and encodes 205 amino acids.
ACCUGCAAUCUACUUGCGCGACGACCAUCUCCGGAACGUUCUUGUAGACCCCGUUUCACUCCUUCAUUUCGAAGGAAACGGCUGAACUGGAAGGCGCUGUUCAGGAAAUCAACAUGAUGAACUGGUGUAAGAGGACAUUUCUCGCGAUUGCUUGGGUAGCGACUCUCUCGCAUGGUCGUGAGACCAAGGAGGAAGCAGCUAUGUUGGCUCGGGAACUGCUGGUUUCGUCGCCGAAGCCCAUCGCCACCAUGGCCACAAUCUAUCCAAAUGAUCAUGCUACGCUACCGGGCCAACCUUAUGCCAUGCAGGAGUAUUAUGCGCCGUGCUAUUCGAAUGGCUCUCUCGCUCUCAUAUUCCUUCCCAUCUCGCGCCACAGUCAGAACAUCCUCCACUCCCCGUCUCACGCUGCGUCGAUUUCUGUAUGGUCCGAUCCUCCUGCUGCAGCACGAGCUAGGGUCUCUUUGAUUGGGAACGUCACGAUCCUACCGGACGACGAUUCUGAUGCGGAGAGGCUGAAACAGUGCUAUCUAAGCCAACAUCCCGAUGCCCAAGAUUGGAUUCCUGGAGAUGACGAAGGUGCACAUCUGGCCUACUGGGCUCGUUUCGAUCCACACAGCGUCUAUUUCGUCGGUGGAUUUGGAGAUGAACAUCUCAUUGGAUACCUUCCUUUGGAAUUGUACCAAUCCGCGGUACCCUCCUCAGCGACUCUCAUGAUUCAGAGCGAUGCUUGAGACGAUUUGAUGUCCACAUACAUCGCAUCGCUACAUUCACGAACUUCACGCUCAUGACGGAAUUGUUGUAUCAUAAUUGACGUACCCUGCAAACACAUUCUAAACUUGGCUAGGCAUGCACGGAAGUCAUAACUUAUGGAAGCACAAAGGAAAUGCGUUCGUAGGUCCAAGGUAGACCUGCGAUUAGUCAACGUCCCAUAUUGCCGCAUGAGCUGCCAAGCUCUCAUCGCUCUUCCUGUCAAGGUAUUCCAUGCAUCCAAGCACUCGGCCUGCCUGGAGAUCACCUCGAAGUGCAUCCCCAAAUCCGUCCUUCAGCGCCCUCGACAGCACUCUCCCUUGCGAUGUGUCCUUCAGUUGCGCAAAAACGAUUCUCUUCUCAUGGUGUACCAAGUAUCCAUUGAUUGCCAUGACACUCUGGGAGCCGGUGAAAGAGACGAUGUCGCUCCAGACGACAAAUCGAAUGGUAGGCCCUGGAGGCAUCUUUUCCCACGCAUGCUUGUGCAGGUCGACAACAUUGGCACGGUACUGCUCGUCUUGGACUCUUUCUAGGAUGAACCGGUCGUAAUCCGAGUUUGACAUGUACCCUGCGCUCCUGAGCGCAUAAAGCUUUUCUUUCUUCUUGAUGGAAGGGCGUCUAACCAAGUCUACGAUGAAGCAAUGCUCCUUCAGAUAUUCUUCGUGCAUAUUUGCUAUGUCAAGCGCAAACAAAGCCCACGCCUGGAUAGAAUUCCGCCACACGUCUGCAAACCGAGUGAUAGACUCGAUGUUGUCGUUCAUCUCUGGUGUCGCGCCAGAGACGAAUGGAUUUUCGGAACAUGUCUUCUUAUGUGCUUUCCAUGCUACCCUUUGGCAAUCCGUAGAGCAGUACCUUGCCACCUUGCAUCUUGAACACUUUCUCAGAGGAUAUUCGGACCUAGAACCACAUUGAUAGCACUUGUCGUGGGUGCCUGCACAGAACUCGAAAUAUUUUGAACCGCCCUCUGCGGUGUUGUCUAGUAGCAUU